Messenger RNA from Calypte anna (Anna's hummingbird), 2306 nucleotides. RefSeq names its product DEAF1 transcription factor (gene DEAF1). NCBI's taxonomy places the organism in Eukaryota, Metazoa, Chordata, Aves, Apodiformes, Trochilidae. Gene Ontology annotation, biological process: regulation of transcription by RNA polymerase II. The transcript has 13 exons. Gene Ontology annotation, cellular component: nucleus. The coding region runs from base 1 to 1746 and encodes 581 amino acids. Gene Ontology annotation, molecular function: DNA binding; DNA-binding transcription factor activity, RNA polymerase II-specific. The record is from RefSeq and is a predicted model, not a curated record.
AUGGAGGACGCCGACUCGGCGGCGAAGCAGCAGCUGGGCUUAGCGGAGGCGGCGGCGGUGGCGGCUGCGGCAGCCGCGGAAGGACCCGAGCAGCAGCAGCAGCAGCCGCCGCAAGAGGCGGCCUCGGGGGCGGAACCGGAGCCCGAGGAGGAGGAGGCGGCGGCAACGCAAGUGACGGCGGUGACGGUGAUGGCGACAGAUGCCGAGCACAUGGAGAUGGGAGCCGAGCCCCUGCCCAACGCCGACGAGGCCGCCACCGCCUUCGCAGAAGUCACCACAGUGACUGUAGCCAACGUUGGUGCCUCUGCAGACAAUGUUUUCACCACUUCUGUGGCAAAUGCAGCAUCAAUUUCAGGCCAUGUGCUGUCUGGCAGGACAGCCCUGCAGAUCGGGGACAGCUUGAAUCCUGAGAAAGCCACUCUGAUUGUGGUUCACACUGAUGGCAGCAUCGUAGAAACCACGGGGCUGAAGGGUCCCUCAGCACCCCUGACACCAGGACCUCAGUCUCCUCCAACACCUUUGACAACUGUCCAAGAAAAAACUGGAACCAAGUACAACUGGGACCCCUCCGUGUACGAGAACGAGCUGCCGGUGCGGUGCCGGAACAUCAGUGGCACCCUGUACAAGAACAGGCUGGGCUCAGGAGGCCGGGGGAGAUGCAUCAAACAGGGGGACAACUGGUACAGCCCCACGGAGUUUGAGGCCAUGGCAGGACGGGCCAGCAGCAAGGACUGGAAGAGGAGCAUCCGCUAUGCUGGGAGGCCCCUGCAGUGCCUGAUCCACGAUGGGAUUUUAAAUCCUCACGCUGCCUCCUGCACCUGUGCUGCUUGCUGUGAUGACAUGACUCUGAGUGGCCCUGUGAGACUCUUUGUGCCCUACAAAAGGAGGAAAAAAGAAAACGAAAUUCCUGCCACCCCUGUGAAGAAGGAUUGCCCCAAAAACAUCACUCUGCUGCCUGCCACAGCUGCCACUACAUUCACAGUGACUCCCUCGGGGCAGAUCACAACCUCUGGUGCUCUGACGUUCGACCGCGCCUCCACCGUGGAAGCCACAGCAAUUAUCUCAGAAAGCCCAUCCCAGGGGGACGUUUUCACUGGAGCCACUGUUCAGGACACCAAUGUCCAGCAGCCCUGCCGGGUCACUCACCCAGAACCUCACUACCCCAGUUACCAGGACAACUGCCAGAUCUCUCCUUUCCCUGAAGCUGCACUGCCAACAUCUCACCCCAAAAUUGUGUUAACCUCCCUCCCUGCCCUGGCUGUGCCCCCUCCCACCCCCACCAAAGCCAUCUCCCCCUCGGUGGUGACGGGGCUGGAGGUGACAGAGCAGAGGAGUUGGCUGUACCUGGAGGAGAUGGUGAACUCCCUGCUCAGCACUGCCCAGCAGCUGAAGACUCUGAUCGAGCAGGCCAAGCAGGCCAGCUCCUCCUUCCGAGAGGCUGCUGUCACCCAGGCCAAAAUCCAGGCUGAUGUGGAGAGGAAAGAGCAGUACCAGAACCAAUUAUUUCAACAGACAGAAGAUGUGGAUGGGAAGACAGAAAUCAUCAUCAAGCAGUCCUGUGUCAAUUGCGGGCGGGAGGCAACCAACGAGUGCACGGGAUGCCAUAAAGUCAACUACUGCUCCACGUUCUGCCAGAGGAAGGACUGGAAGGACCAUCAGCACGUCUGUGGGCAGUCACCCACUGUGACAGUGCGAGCCAGCGAGGUGCACGUCACCGAGAGUGUCAUGGAGAAGGUGACAGUCUGAGCAGAGCCACCACUGGGACCUCUCUCUGGAGCCCCUCAGGUGCAGCCGGCUGGAUCGGCCACCAACAGUCUGUGCUCUGCAGCCCAUGCUCUGCUCACUCACAGACUCAUGCUUGAAAGACUUUGGUUUUUGAUACUGUGAGACCCCGUCCUCUUCCAGACCUGUGAAUAAUGUGAAAACUUCUUCAGAAGGAGCAAACCUCACCCAGCUGCAGCCACCUGGGGUGCAGGGAAGCUUUGACUGUGCCAGACUGGAACCUCCACCAUGUGGAUGGCAGCAGCCUCACUCUCCAUCUCUCCUGAGGGAUCUCAAGCAGGGGCUGCAAUGAGCUUUGCCAGUGUUCUUCCCUUCCUCUGGUUUGGAAGGAAAUGAAUCUUCAUUGGAUUUAUUUAAUUGCCUUGACAAAGUCAGCACAGGUUCUUAUUACUAUUGGAAGGACUUUUUUUUUUCUUCCCCUGUGUUCUCUCUGUGCUGGGCAAAUCUGGAACACAAGGGAGCUUCUGCACUUGAAUAUAAGUGAAAAAUAAGAUGUUGUUAAAUAAAAUGCCCUGAAAGCUUGA